Molecule: messenger RNA, 549 nt
Organism: Thlaspi arvense
Lineage: Eukaryota; Viridiplantae; Streptophyta; Magnoliopsida; Brassicales; Brassicaceae
Source: the annotation of a GenBank genome assembly
AUGGUUCAGGUGGAAGAUGAGCCACGCGCUUCCGUUGAAGGUGGAUGCGGAAAUAUCCUGGGAUGUGGUGCUCGCGACGGUGACGGCGGCGAGGAGCAUCGCCGGGUUGAAAUCGGCGGUAUCGGCACAGUGCAGGGUGUCAUCGCCGGAUCUGUCGCCGGAGAAGGUGUAUUUUCAGCUGAGAAAUCGAUUCACGAAGCUAGGUCCACGGAGGUACCGUCCUCUGAGCCAGAUGCUUCAACGAUCCUUCCACCUCAACUUACAAUUUUCUUUGGUGGGGUUGUUAGUGUGUUUGAUGGAAUCCCAGCAGAAAAGGUUUGCACAUCUACUGCUGCUUCUCCAGCUGCGCAGACAUUCCCCAUUCACCCGAUUUCGUUUUGCAGAUCUGCGGCUGAUCUACCAAUUGCAAGGAGGCAUUCGCUUCAGCGAUUCCUUGAGAAAAGACGGGACAGAUUGGUUAGCAAAAGCCCUUACCCUGUUUCAGACAUCAAGAAGACAGAUGUGCCAACAGACAAUGCCUCUGUUAAGGAAGAAUAUCCGACUGCUUAG